Molecule: messenger RNA, 962 nt
Organism: Lolium perenne
Lineage: Eukaryota; Viridiplantae; Streptophyta; Magnoliopsida; Poales; Poaceae
Product: STS14 protein
Source: RefSeq, a predicted model, not a curated record
AAGCUACAGGAGCGACUGCCGCGUAGCCAUCGCUCGCUCCUGCCGGGUUUCUUAACUCGCUAGCGACGGCACUCACUCGCUCAGACACUUCAGUGCUCACUCAGUGCGCACUGCUCACUACUCGCCAUUACUCGGCUCACCAACUCCAGAUCUCAUGGCUCCCCAGAGCCGCCACCGCGCGACGGCCGCGGCGUGCUUCCUCGUGCUCCUCGCUCUGUGUGCUGCGCCGGCCUACGGCGGCCGCGCGCUGCCGGCAGCAAGCAAGGGCGCGGCGAGCAAGGCGCAGGCGGCGGCCAACGCGACGGCGGGGGACGAGUUCCUGGCGCCGCACAACAAGGCGCGCGCGGCCGUCAGCGUGGCACCGCUGCGGUGGAGCGCCGACCUGGCGACGGCGGCGGCGACGACCACGUCCCAGCAGCAGCUGAACAAGAACUGCGCGUUCGCGGACAUGGCCGCGAGCCCCUACGGCGCGAACCAGGGGUGGGCGAGCUACCGCGCGCGCCCGGCGGAGGUGGUGGCGUCGUGGGUGGACCAGGGGAGGUACUACACCCACGCCAACAACAGUUGCGUUGCCGGCAAGCAGUGCGGCACGUACACGCAGGUGGUGUGGCGGCGCACCGCCCAGCUCGGGUGCGCGCAGGCCAGCUGCGCCUCCGGCGCCACGCUCACGCUCUGCCUCUACGACCCGCACGGCAACGUGCAGGGACAGAGCCCCUACUAGCGGCAGCGCGCGCGGCAAGGCUGCCUGCCUGACAGCGGUGGUAGCGACGCUUGCAUGGACGGAGGCGUUGCCGCCGGCCGGCGUCGGAGCAUCGUUACUAGAAGCAUAAUAGUACGCUGUUGUAGCUUAAGGUUUUUCUUGUUCAGACACGGAUGCAUCUGUGUUACGUUGGUCGCUGCCGCGUAGAACUGUUCUUGGUGCUAAUAACUGCUUUGGUGAGAAAGAAAUGUGGUGACAUGAA